Corticium candelabrum is the source of this 2828-nucleotide messenger RNA. RefSeq lists its product as uncharacterized. The transcript is spliced from 26 exons. The coding region runs from base 90 to 2828 and encodes 912 amino acids. Lineage: Eukaryota; Metazoa; Porifera; Homoscleromorpha; Homosclerophorida; Plakinidae. The record is from RefSeq and is a predicted model, not a curated record. Gene Ontology annotation, molecular function: calcium ion binding.
CUUGCGUAGCAACCGGUCAAACACUCACUGCGAUUGUGCGUCGUUUCUCGAGUUGUUGACGUGUAGUUUAUUGUACCAAACGAACGUUUAUGGCGGCCGUUUCGACUCAUCGUGUCGAGAACAAGCUUCGAUCGGCCGUCAAAUCAAGACAAGUAAGAGUCAACGAGUUCUUCAAAGACUUCGAUCGCCUUCGAAACGGUUUCAUCACUCGCGAUCAAUUUCAACGAUGUUUGAACCAACAUUUUCGGGUGAUGCUGAGCGAGGACGAGUUGCGUUCGUUGAUUGCAAAAUAUGACGAGAAACGAAAUGGAAUGGUGAAUUACAAGUCAUUCUGUGACGUCAUCGAUUCAAGUUUCAAUCCAAAUCUUCUUGACUCUAUGCCAGAACUUCAGUUGUCAGCGAUGAGACUGUCAAGUGAACAUCAGUUGGAUAGUGGUUCUAUAGAGAAAACAAAUGAGCUGUUGAGACGAUGUUCACAAUAUUACAAGUAUAGAGGCGUUAAAGUCAAAGAUUGUUAUGAAGAUUUUGAUCGUCAUCACAUCGGCCUUGUUACUGAAAGUCAAUUUUAUCGAAGUUUUCCUGGACCUCCCGAUGUGACAGAAGAUGAACUUCGUCUCUUGGCUUCUCGAUAUUAUGACCCUGGCCCCAAACUUUAUAACUUCUUGCUGUUUCAUAGUGAUGUGGAGAACCUUGAAGCCGCUGCCAUUGAGGAAAGGCGACAAGCAAGAGGCAUUGCUGGUGACAAGGGUAGAGGGAAAGGUACGGACCUCCAGGCAGUCUUUAACAAACUAAGAGUGACUGUAUACAAGGAUGGCAUUCGUACAACCGAAUUCUUUCGAGAUCAUGACAAGUUGCGCAGUGGCCUCAUCACAGAGAAUCAGUUUGUGUGUGGUCUUUCUCUUUGUUGUGAGAAAUCUCAACAGUUGACACGUGAAGAAGUGCAGCUGCUCAUCAACUGUUACAGAAAUGACGAUGGACGUGUGAAAUACAGAGAGUUUUGUGAUGCAAUGGAGAAUGCAUUCAAUGAGCCAGAACUUGAGAAGAAGCCAACACACGAAGUUGUUAGACCUCUCAGAGGCGUCUUAGCAUGGUCUCCCAAUCAGUUGAGCCCAUCUGACGAGUCCCACAUGGUCCAACUUCUCUCUCGUCUAUCAGACAUCGUCCGCAAGCGACGCCUCCUCAUCUACCCCAUGUUCAAAGACUUCGACAGAGGAAAGGGUUACACUCGUGGAGUGACGAAACCUCAGUUUUCUCGUAUCCUUCAUUUCAUGUCACUUCAGAUGUCGGACGAAGACAUUAAGUUGAUUUGUCGGAAGUUUGAGAAUCAGACGACGGGAGAUGUUAAUUAUUCUGCUUUUAUUCAGGCUAUUGAUUCCGAAUAUACGGGACAAGUUGUUGAGGAAGAAAAGCCUGCAACUGUGGAAAGUCCUGACACAUCACUUGCUACCAUGGCAACAUCCGACAUGACAGAAGCUUCUCUUCUCGAGCUAAUCGAUCGCAUUAAGCAUCACGUCAAAGUCAAUCGCAUUCGUGUGUGCGAGUUUUUCCAGGAUUUUGAUCCUCUCAAUACGGGCUCCAUUACUAAAGGACGCUUUAGACAGGCAAUUAGCGCCAUGGAAUACAACAUCACACAACCUCAAUUCAACUCACUCAGUGCACGUUACAUCGACCUCAAGCACACCGACUGCAUCCUGUGGAAACAAUUCGUCGGGGAAGUUGAUGCUGUCUUCACUCAACCAAAUCUAGAAGCCACGCCCACGCAUUGUGUUCCCAACGUUGAUAAAUUUACGGUGACGAGACUUGGUGAACGUGACUGGAGAGACGUGUCUGAGAGAGAGAGGGACGUGCUGGAAGGAGCAUUGAUAAGGCUGAGAGAGAAAACGAGGCAGCGGCGAGUGUUGACUAAACCUUGUUUUCAGGAUUUUGACAGACACAAUCACGGCUACAUAACUUCCGCUCAGUUCCGUCAGUGUCUCUCUUGUCUCAACUUCACAGCAAGUGACGAAGAAGUGAAGUUGAUUGAGGAACGUUUCUCUGAUGAUGAGGGAGUGAAUUAUGUGAAAUUUCUGGCUGAGAUUGAGCCGACUGAAAGAGAGGAGCCGAAAUAUACAGAAUAUGUUAGAACUCUGCAAGCACUUCAGGAGAACAAGAAACGAACAGUCGCACAACAGACAUCUGUCAACAUUGAUGAACUAAUGAUCAAAAUCAAAACAAAGGUGAGUCGUGAACGCAUCCGUGUGUUGGAGUUUAUGAGAGAUUAUGAUAAGCUGCGAACCGGUCGCAUGUUGAAGACAGCCUUCCCUCGUGCUCUGGAUCUCUGCUCAUUCCUGCUGACACCAUCAGAAGUAGAGGCACUCAUUACUAAGUAUGAGUAUCCAGAUGAUCCAUCAUACGUUGAAUAUCUGAAAUUCUCUAAUGACAUGGAGGCCACAUUUACAACAAAAGACUUAGAGAAGAUGCCCUUGCUUGAAGUUCAGCCGUUUGUUCCACCAGUUGCUGUCAACCAGAAUGUUCUCACACGAGAGGAUGAGACAAUGUUGGACUUUACAAUGCAUCGACUCGCUGAACGAGUGAGAGUAAGAAGCAUACAAACAAUACCAUUGUUUGAGGAUUAUGACAAAGUUCAUAUUGGAAGUGUGUCACGUUCUCAGUUCCACCGUGUGUUGAGUGAACUCGAACUCAGCAGUCUGGUGAGCACACACGAAUUCAAAGUCAUAUACAAACGAUUCAACGUGCAAGUAGGCGGAAAAGACGACGUCAACUACAUCGCAUUCUGUGACAUGAUCGACGCGUAUGCACAGUUCGUGUGGCGAGAACGACUGCAAUGA